UUUUUGGGAGGCCAAGUUGUGUAGCUUCGCAUUGGUGUUUGGCACACGUCUACCUAUGGUUACGGUAAUUUGUUUGUACCCCUGUUAGCAGUAAAUUUCAUUUGUCGCACGUUAAAUAUUAUACCAAAAUGGCCAGAGUUCUUGUUGGAGUGAAGAGAGUGAUCGACUAUGCUGUUAAGAUACGUGUCAAACCAGAUAAAACUGGAGUUGUAACCGAAGGUGUAAAACAUUCCAUGAAUCCUUUCGAUGAAAUUGCUGUGGAAGAAGCUAUAAGGUUGAAAGAAAAGAAGAUAGCACAGGAAGUUAUUGCUGUUACAUGUGGACCAGCUCAGAGUCUUGAAACCCUAAGAACAGCACUUGCUUUGGGAGCUGAUAGAGGAAUACAUGUUGAAAUAUCAGGCAAACAGUAUGAGGAAGCCGGCCCUUUGCAGAUUUCAAAAAUUCUUGCCAAAUUAGCAGAGAAAGAAAAUGUCAAUUUGAUCAUCUUGGGUAAACAAGCGAUUGAUGGCGAUAAUAAUCAAACAGGUCAAAUGACAGCAGCUCAUCUUAAUUGGCCCCAGGGAACAUUUGCUUCUGAAAUUACGCUUGAGGGUGAGACAUUAAAAGUGUUGAGAGAAAUUGAUGGGGGAUUGGAAACAAUUGAGAUCAAAAUGCCUGCUGUCGUGACUGCCGACCUUCGUCUAAAUGAACCAAGAUACGCAACUUUACCUAAUAUUAUGAAAGCAAAGAAAAAGAAGGUGGACAAGGUUAAAGCAGAAGACUUAGGCGUUGAUCUCACUUCCAAAGUUCAAGUUUUAGAAGUUUCAGAUCCACCAGAGAGGAAAGCCGGAGUAAUAGUAGAAAAUGUUGAAGAACUUGUUGCAAAAUUAAAACAAGAUGGAAGAAUAUAAUUUGAUUAAAUACCAUAACUCGAGCCUUCUAAUUAUUUCUGACUGUUAUAUUAUAAUUUACUCUUCUACUGUGUUGUGAUUUCUGAAUUUCAAUGUGCAAAUCUUUUUGUUACAUAAGAAAUAAAAUUAUCCUGCGCAAAUA
Molecule: messenger RNA, 1032 nt
Organism: Styela clava
Lineage: Eukaryota; Metazoa; Chordata; Ascidiacea; Stolidobranchia; Styelidae
Product: electron transfer flavoprotein subunit beta-like
Biological process (GO): fatty acid beta-oxidation using acyl-CoA dehydrogenase; amino acid catabolic process
Cellular component (GO): mitochondrion
Molecular function (GO): electron transfer activity
Source: RefSeq, a predicted model, not a curated record